Molecule: messenger RNA, 2039 nt
Organism: Cimex lectularius (bed bug)
Lineage: Eukaryota; Metazoa; Arthropoda; Insecta; Hemiptera; Cimicidae
Source: RefSeq, a predicted model, not a curated record
AAAUUUGUGGUUGAUUUUCAAAAAGACCAAGAGCGGAUGGAUCGGGCCGAAAAGGCGGAAACGCCGUGGAGGGAGAGUCGGAUUGGGCUGAAGGCUUAUCGAACGACUACGCCGGCUCAGCAAAGGUGCGAAGCAAACAAGGACCACGUCUGGAGUUGGACUCGCGUCCGCAGCAGAAUUGACGUGUUUGACAACUCGAGGAUACGCGACGCAAGUGUGGACAAACACAAAGAGGACACACACAAUUCAGUCUUCCCGAAGAAGUGCGACGAAGACCAAGAGAUGCCCAACGGGCACAACCCUGACUCGAUGGAUGAACUAUCAAGGUCGAAAGAUUUUGAUGAACUUCAGGAAUCAACUGAGCCAGCCGGUCCAGAAAUGCCUAAACAAUCUGAAGAACAAAAAGAAGAAUUGACAGAUGGUAAAGUAGAUAAUGUCGACAGCGUGGAAGACAAAUUAAAAAGUGAUGCUUUACAACUUAAAGACUCAAACACCACACCUUAUUCUCAAGCUUCCAAUAGUUCAAAACUGGAAGAUGAGAGUUCGAAGGAUGAACAGGAUGGUGAGAAAGCUUCCGAAGCUAUGAUUUCUAAAGUAGAGAUGGAAUUGGAAAAAAAUGACAAAGAUGAUGUUAAAGAAGAAGAAGAAAUGAAAGAGAAGAAAGCAGAGAAAGUUUAUAAAACUGAAGAUGAUGAGGAUAAGAAUGAAGAAAUGGUUGUGGAUGAACAAAAUGUAGAAUCGAAUACUGAAAAAAUUGAAGAGGAAGAUGAAAAAGACGAUGUUUUGUCUGAGCCAAUGAGACUUUUGAAGGUAGCGCAUCAGGUUGAACUAACAAAAGGCCACCUGGAGAAAUUCAUCAAGGUUAAGAAGCCUGAUUGCUCCGCUGAUUUGAGCAAUCUUGUCCGUGUUCUCGCCGACAUCGCUGCAUAUGCACAGAAGUCUUCUAACUCCUUGAAACACUUGAGCGAGCCAUUUUUUGCAGAGGAACAGCCUGGUAGUCGUAAGAGAAAAUCAAGGGGGAAGGUCUCAGCUCCUGAUACGGAAAAGGAGACCCAUGAGAGAAGAUCGAAGGAAAAGAAACCAGAGACAACAAGCUUUGAACCUCUGACAGAAGCGAAAUUCAAGAGCCUCAAAGGCCUAGCUGUGUUUGCAAAAUGGCCCAACAGCGGUUGGUACUAUCCAGGGAUAAUCGAAGGCCUGAUGACCUCAGACUGGAAGGAAGAGACCAACGUCAAGGUCAAGUUUUACGACGGUCUUGUCCGCGAGAUGAAAAACAUAAACAUUCUCCCGGCUUAUCUCAUUCCGACGGAUUGCAUUGUCUGCGAUCUUGAAGAUGAAACUGAAAUGGUCGUCGUUUCUACCAAAUGUAUUGAUAACAACAACGUGGAGUUUACAUUGCGUGCCAAGGCGAACGAGAAUCAGUUUGACCUCGGUUUCAACAAGCUUGCGAUCAGAGCUCUACAUAUGAAAACUAUAAAACAGCAGCUCGAGCCCAACAACGACAUCAGCGCCAAGAAAGUACACAUGGUGUCUCUAGAUAAUUUAGUCAGUGGGAGACGGUCCAGAGGGAGAAUUAACAAAGAAGACGGUGACGAGUCUGGAAACGAAUCCACGUUGACAUCAAGGAAAGGAACAAGAAAAAGCGUCAGGAAAUCAGAAGAGGAGGUGAAAGAUGAUGCCACUGCUCCAGAGGUUUCUGAAAGUACACCAUCUAGAGCAACAAAAAGGCGAUCAUCCGGUGGGGAGAGCACUGCACCUCCUGCAAAGAGAUCGACAAAGCGCUCACGCCAGUGAUUCACCUCCAGUCGCUAGUCCACUAGGGAUGGUUCCAGUGUAAAUAUUUAACAUGGCCUUUUCUCGGACAAUUGGAAUUGUAUCAAGACUAGGCGUUUAACAUAAACAAGCACAUGAUAAAAUCAUUUUUGUAUCAAUACAGUUAAAAGUUAAGAUCCAUUGACCAAGUAAUUGAUAACUGAUUCGUUGCAAGCUACAAUCUUAACCUCAGAACCUAGAUGAAUUUAGAAAAAAUACAUUAAAUU